This is a messenger RNA of Ilex paraguariensis (yerba mate), 411 nucleotides long. The record is from the annotation of a GenBank genome assembly. Lineage: Eukaryota; Viridiplantae; Streptophyta; Magnoliopsida; Aquifoliales; Aquifoliaceae.
AUGAAGAAUGGGCAACGGGCAUUCCUAGAACAACUGGGACUAGAAAGGCAGUCAACUCACUCUGCAUUACCUCGGGUCAUUGGUCACAAUCGAGUCAACUCUACUCACUGGUCUAUGGAAACUAGCCCCUCUGUCCCUUUCCCUUUUCAAGCUAAGCAAUCGAAAUCGAAAGAUCAGGUCAACUUUGCUUUCCGAAGUCCGCUCUCGUCUGCCUGGUCACUAUCCCCUCUUCAGUCUAUGAUCACUGGUAUUAGACGACUCUCUUUAAAACACGCUAUAACCGCAUCUAAUCAACUCAAGGCAUCAAAGCUGGAGCAGGAGGUAGGAAUCUUUCUAUUUGAACAGGCUCUGACCUCUGUCCCGCUCGCCACAAGCAACAGGCACCCUUUCUGGCACAAUCAAAGGCAAUAG